Molecule: messenger RNA, 3773 nt
Organism: Leptopilina heterotoma
Lineage: Eukaryota; Metazoa; Arthropoda; Insecta; Hymenoptera; Figitidae
Gene: Vha44
Product: V-type proton ATPase subunit C
Exons: 9
Coding region: 187-1986 (599 amino acids)
Biological process (GO): proton transmembrane transport
Cellular component (GO): lysosomal membrane; vacuolar proton-transporting V-type ATPase, V1 domain
Molecular function (GO): proton-transporting ATPase activity, rotational mechanism
Source: RefSeq, a predicted model, not a curated record
GGUGCAGCACUUACAUCACGUGAGUUUGGCACUAGAGAGAGAGAGAAGCAGAAGACGAAAAGCAAUCAAAAAGUCGACAAUGAAGGUGUAGUUAAUCAAUUUUGUGAAGUUUUUUUAAGAACAUCCGCUUUCUGGAGAUAGUGAUUUGUUAAGUAGGUGUGUAAUUAAAAAUUGCAAGGUACUAAAAUGACGGAGUAUUGGUUGAUAUCGGCACCAGGUGACAAGACCUGUCAACAAACAUGGGAGACAUUGAAUAAUUUGACGUCAAAACAAAAUUCUUUGUCCGAUAAUUACAAAUUUCACAUUCCUGAUUUAAAAGUCGGGACAUUGGAUCAACUGGUAGGUUUAUCGGACGAUCUUGGUAAGCUCGAUGCAUUCGUCGAGCAGGUAACACGUAAGGUGGCAACCUACUUGGGUGAGGUUUUAGAAGAUCAAAGGGACAAAUUGCACGAGAAUUUAAUGGCUAAUAACAGUCAGACGUCAAUGGACGGAGAGAACACGAGCCCCGAUGGGGGCAUCGACACACCGCCAAACACACCAGUUACACCUUCACACAAGACCUUCAGGGACCAUCAUCAUCAUCACAGGCAGUGGAGGGACUCGGAUAAAUCAGAACCAGAACCAGGAGCCUGUCUAGGUCAGCAUCAAUAUCAUCAUCGUCAGCAUCAUCAUCAUCAUCGCCACAACCAUCACAAUCACAAUCAUCAUCACCAAAACCAUUAUUCCAAUUCUGAAAAAAAGACAUCAACCAGUUCCCAAGGCGCCUGUGAUGUUCGAACAACAUCAAAUGAUUCGUCAUCGAUGUAUUCGUGCUAUCAUGCGCAUUGGUGCUCUGCUGCUGCUUCUUCAACUCCAUCAACUCCUUCCCUAAGUCCCACUAGGGCAAGUUCCUCUCUCUCCUUUUCAUCCAACUGUAGCAGUGAUGAAGAUGCGAGAUGGCAACAACAUCAUCGGAACAACACUGGCGGACGACGAUCGACGUCCUUUAUUGAUGACGACCCACAUCAUCAUCAUGAUGAUGAUGAUGAACUGGAUGCUGACAAUCUCGACACUGAGGACCAAGACGACAAUCAAGAUCAAGAACAAGAACAUAGUGGCAAUUUGCCAAAUCCAGGUGAUCUUCCAACUUACAUAACACGAUUUCAAUGGGACAUGGCAAAAUAUCCAAUUAAACAAUCAUUGAGAAAUAUUGCGGAUAUUAUCAGUAAACAAGUUGGACAGAUAGACGCUGACCUGAAGACCAAGUCAACCACUUACAAUAAUUUAAAGGGUAGUUUACAGAAUCUGGAAAAGAAGCAAACAGGUAGUUUGCUGACGCGUAAUUUGGCAGAUUUGGUGAAAAAGGAACAUUUCAUUCUUGAAAGUGAAUAUCUAUCUACCCUCCUUGUCAUCGUUCCAAAGGCAAAUUUUCAAGAAUGGAAUAUUGUGUACGAAAAAUUGACGGACAUGAUUGUUCCACGAAGUUCACAACUCAUUACUCAAGAUGCAGAAUAUGGUUUAUUCACAAUAACCCUGUUUAAGAAAGUAAUUGAAGAAUUCAAAUUGCAUGCACGUGAAAAAAAGUUCAUUGUUCGUGAUUUUAUUUACAAUGAAGAAGAACUUGCCGCUGGAAAAAACGAAAUUACUAAACUAGUGACGGACAAGAAGAAACAAUUUGGCCCUCUCGUUCGUUGGUUAAAAGUUAAUUUCAGUGAAUGUUUCUGUGCCUGGAUUCACGUGAAAGCGCUUCGUGUUUUCGUUGAAUCUGUUUUGAGGUAUGGUUUGCCAGUCAAUUUUCAAGCAAUUCUUCUUCAUCCACACAAAAAGAACACAAAACGUUUACGUGACGUUUUAAAUCAACUUUAUGCUCAUCUCGAUUCAUCUGCAACUGCUUCCGGUGGAAAUCAAGAUAGUGUAGACAUUCCAGGCUUGGGUUUUGGCCAGAGUGAUUAUUAUCCCUACGUUUAUUAUAAAAUCAACGUAGAUAUGGUCGACAAUAAAGUUUAGUAAGUAAAUAUUGAAUCGCUGUUAAAUUCACAGCAAGAAGCGGAAUUUGGCGGCAUCGAUUAAUUUAGCUAAUUUUUAUUUCAAGUUCUAAACGAGAAAAAAUCGAUUAUUAUAAUUAUCCUUUACAAAAAAAAAAGAAAAAAAAAUGAUAAAAUCAAUGCACACACUCCCAAAAAAACACGAUUCUGUGUACAUUUAUAUUCUCAAAUAAUUUAUAAGAGAUAUGUUAAAAAUUGUAAAGAAAAAAAAGAAAAGAAAUUAUACGGUUCUCAGGUAUAUAAUUAAUUUAUUCUAUUUGCAAAUGCAAAACAAAGAAAUCAAUUAAGAUGGGAAAUAAUAUUUUUAUAUAGUCGUUAACAAAAUAUGUAUAGUCGGGCACCGAUGCAUAAUACCUUUAAAAAAGAAAUUAAUGUCAAUGUAUCUAUUUGUACAAAAAAUAUAGAAAAAAAGAGUUCAUAUUUCAAAAUAUGUUUCCCAGUUCGAAAUUUUAAAAGUAUUAAAAUAAUUUUCCGUCAAAUAUAAUAGAGAUGUAUUCUUUUCUUUGAAAUUUUAAAUAUUUUUUUCUUUGAAAUAUAUAAUUUUGAAUUGUAUGAAUAAUAAACUAAAUACUUCGAAUAUUGUAAGAAAUAGAAAUAGUAAUCUCAAAUUUUAAUUGACAUACAUAUUUAUAAGAAUCGCAUUAUUAAUUUUUCAUGAAAAUACUAUUUUUUUCCGCAUUAAAUCCUGUUUAAUUGAAUUAAUUAUAUAAUUAUAAUAAAUUUUAUUUGCAAAAUUAUUUUUUUACAAGUAAAAUAAAAAAAAAGUAUAAAACGAUUUUAAUUGUAAUUAUAAUAAUUUUAAUUAAAGUUAAAGCAAAAAAUUUUAAUUUGCUUUAAAGAAAAAUUGUUUUUAAUUCCGAAAGAGAUAUUUUUAUCAGUAUUUUCAAGUGAUUAUUAAAAUAGAAAAAAAACAUGUACACAGAAACUGUAAAAAGUCAUAUAUAAAAACUAAGUAUUGGAAGAUUUAUAAUUUAAGGAUUAAUUUCAUUGUAAAUAGCCAAUGAAAUUAGAGAUCGGAAAAAAAUAUAUAUAUAUUUCAUAAUUCGUUCAUAGUAUAAUAAUUUUCUUUUCAAGAAUAUAGUAUUUUUAUUAGUUUAGAUGCCAUUCCAAGUUUUAUAAUCAUAUUUGCUUUUACACAAAGAACUAGAAUAUUUGAAAAACAAAUAAAAAAUCUAACAAGCGUUAAGGGCAGUUGUUGCAUUCGCACGAACUUGAAAAUGAUAAUGACGUACAUUUUUUUUUGUAUAAAAAAAAUAUAAUUUUAACUCGAAUACGCACUAAUGCAUAACAAAUUAAUAUUGUAAUUAUUUUUCUAUCGUAACAGAUGAAAAAUUCUGAGACACUGUAUCUAAAUAUUUUUGAUUGGCAGAUUCUGAUUUCUUUUCUAAAUAGUGAAUUAUUGAAUUUUUUAAUGAUUUUGUCGACUGCAAUGUUUGGGUUUUUUAAAUUCAAGAAAUAGAAGUCAACGCUUUUAGUUAAUUUUUAACAUUACAAUUUUGUUUCAAUAAUUGAUGACAAUACAGUGUGCGUUAUUUGUAUAUUAUUAUUAUCUUGUUAUGAUUAUAAUUGUGAAUGUUGUUUUUAUUUGUAAAAAUAAUUGAAUGAAUGAAUGAAAAAAAAACGUUAAAUAAAUGAACUGUUGUAAGUUGUAGAUAUCGUUAUAACGUGACUCUUUUGUUUACCAUAAAUACUUAUGCAUGUACUAUAAACAUGUACUGUAUAAUUAUAAAUAAAUUAUGUUGCGUUAAA